Molecule: messenger RNA, 2131 nt
Organism: Photinus pyralis (common eastern firefly)
Lineage: Eukaryota; Metazoa; Arthropoda; Insecta; Coleoptera; Lampyridae
Exons: 1
Coding region: 97-1302 (401 amino acids)
Molecular function (GO): sequence-specific DNA binding
Source: RefSeq, a predicted model, not a curated record
UUUGUUUUGCUUCUGUCAGCUGUUUAUGUGAUUUCUUGGCUAUAAUAAUUAUUUUGUAAUUGCUCUUUAAUUGUGCCUGAUUACAAUUCUGUGGAAAUGGGGGGAUGUCGUUGCAGUUACAAAAACUGUAAAAGGUCAACCAAUAAUUCUGAAAAAAAUUUUCAUUUUUUUCAUUACCCUUCUAAGGAUUAUGAACGGUCCUUGAAAUGGAUUGCAAACGCCCGCAAACCCCUAUUCCUCGAUUUGCCAAAGGAUCAGCUACGAAAUAAAGUUGUAUGUCAGAAUCACUUUGAACCGCAUUAUUUUACAAAUGUAAGUAAAAAAAGACUAAUUCAGGCUGCGGUACCUACAUUGGACGUGGGGUGUACUGACGAACCGCAAGCGGUCAAAGUGACAGUGUUACAGGCUGAUGAGAAAGGUACUGUAUUUACCGUUGACACAGAACCAAUCAAUGUGCGCGAUGUGAACCAGGUUAGAUCAUUCCUGAUUGCUAAUGGCGAUAUAGUUCCGGCUAGUGCCGCACUAGAAGGACAAAAUGAAACACAGAUACGUGACCAAUCGGAACUGUAUAGUAAUUCCUAUAAUGACCUUAAAGUGGAAGACCAAAUGGAAGUUGUACAAGAAACUUUUGUGAAAACUGAAUUGGACAACAACAACGAUCAGUAUGAUAUACCAGAAUUAACCAGCAUUCCUUUGCGUAAUGGUGGUCCAAAAACUGUCAGAGUGCCUGCAAGCCCACCACCUGUGCCCAACACUUCUGCACCUGUACCAAAUGCAGCUCUUUUGAAAAAGAAGUUGAACACAAUCUUACCUGAAAAAAACCUAAGCACGAUCAGUGUUUCACCUCCACCUCCACCACCCACAUUCACACCUGUGCUGAUCAAAGAGGUUUUACCAAAUUCACUCCCUCUAAAAAAGAAAUUACCCACAACCUCAUCUGAAGAGAAGCCAAAAGAAGUCUCUCCAAAUAUAUCCAGCAUAUCCAAGACCGUAGAAAAACACACCAAGGAAAUCAUGAAUUUGAAGAAAAUUCUGCGAUCAAGAAUACAUAAAACAAAACGUACGAAAAUGGACCUUUUAAGUAAAUUACGUACCCUAAUUCCCUCGACAUUGUGCGCUGCAGUAAGUUUACAUCUGUUUAAAAAAGAGGAAAAUUUUACGCAUGGCGAAAAACAAUUUUUAAGAGCCUUACAUGAGUCGUCACCAACAGUGAUAGAUGUGCUUAACGAUCGUCUUAAGUGGAAAUUGCCUAGGUCUGAUGUAGUUAGGAAUAUGUUAUUAAAUCGGAAUAAACUGAGAUAAUUUUUUAAUCGAUUUAACAGGCGUUCAAUAAUUGUUCUUAUGCCUAUUAGUUGACUCUUUCUACUAUGAAGCUAGGGCUGUUGAUAAAUUCAUAUUGUUUGAUAUCAACUAAAACUAAAACCCGUAUGAACAAAAACCUUGGUAAGUUUUGGAAAAAAAAAUAGUUUUAAUUUGUAAAAGUACACAGGAAUUCGAAAAGUAUAUGUUGAAAGGUGGAAGGUAAUAAUUUUUGCAGUGAUAAGGCAUACAUUUUUUUGUGAUAAUUGCCUGCGAUCUGAUCAGAACAAUUAUUAUUAUUAACGCCCGUUAUUUCACUUAUGUAUGAUUUAUUUCUAAAUGAAUUAGCUAGUUCACUGUUUUAUUUUGUGGUAACUGAUUUUUUAAUUCUUGGAAACACAUCAUGUUAAAGCGAUUGUUAAAGUUCUUCUCUGCAUUUGGUAAUGCAGAAAUCGAUAACAGGGUUGUUUUUUUGAAUUUAUUGCUGUGGUUGCACUUGUCAUUAAAAUAUAGCACUUUUAAUUGGGAAAGCUAGUGCAAUUUGUAUAUGAUCUUGAACAAUCUAACAUAAAAUUUGCUAUACCAGUUUUCCCAAUCAAAAACGUUAUUAGUAAUUGUCUUCCACUUUAAUGGCCAUUGUGCCAUGUGUUAUGUAUUUGCUUUUUUAUUUUUACAAUUCAGAUUUUUUUGUUUAUUUUAUCAUUUUUAUUGUAUACCUAUAUAAUUUUAAAUUUUACUUUAAAUAAUUGAUUAUUGUAUAAUUUUUCUUUUUUAAUAAUUGAUACUUUUCUCUUUAAAUAUUAAGAUAUUGUAUAUACCUACGUACUAUUUU